AUGGCUUCGAACCGCCGCGGCGUGGGCUUGAACGCCUUCUCCAAUGCUGCGAUAUCAUCAGACAAAUAUGCCGCCCAUGGUGCCCAGCUCCGCUCCAACCAUGCCGACGCUCUCGCCAACCAACUCGCCGUCUUCCAAGCAGCCUUGCACAACUUCUCACUCACACACGCCAAAGACAUCCGCAGCAAUCCAACCUUCCGCGCGGAGUUCGCUCGCAUGUGCCAUGCCAUCGGCGUAGAUCCUCUCGCCGGAAGCAAUGUCAAGGCCAAAGAUGCAGCAAGUGGGAAGGGAGGAAGUGUCUGGGCAAAGAUGCUGGGAACGAGUGUGAAUGACUUCUACUUCGAGCUAGGAGUGAGACUUGUGGGGGUAUGUCGAGAAUCAAGGAGCGAAAACGGAGGCAUGAUUGCGCUUUCUGAAGCCAGGAAACGGAUUGCGAAAGGCAGAGGGCUAGUGGGAGGCAGCAUCGAUGUGACCGACGACGAUGUGCAGCGAGCGCUGGAGAGUCUGGAGCCUUUGGGAGGACAGUUCAAAAUUACACAGCUUGGAUCUACUAAAUUCAUUCGAAGCGUACCGAAGGAGUUGAACCCCGAUCAAUCCACCGUGCUCGAGGUCAUCCAAGUCAUGGGCUUCAUCACGGUAUCGAUGCUCCAAGCCAAUCUCGACUGGGAGCGCGCGCGAGCUGUUGCGGUAAUUAAUGAUCUUGUGGCGGACAGUCUGGUCUGGGUCGAUGAGCAGUCUGAGGAGACUGAGUACUGGAGUCCGGCUUCCAUGCACGAAGGUGGUUGA
Lecanosticta acicola is the source of this 786-nucleotide messenger RNA. Lineage: Eukaryota; Fungi; Ascomycota; Dothideomycetes; Mycosphaerellales; Mycosphaerellaceae. The record is from the annotation of a GenBank genome assembly.